Molecule: messenger RNA, 1675 nt
Organism: Podarcis raffonei (Aeolian wall lizard)
Lineage: Eukaryota; Metazoa; Chordata; Lepidosauria; Squamata; Lacertidae
Exons: 16
Coding region: 125-1408 (427 amino acids)
Molecular function (GO): protein binding
Source: RefSeq, a predicted model, not a curated record
CUUGUGUUUGCGGAAGGGGCUGCUUGAUGUCUGUUUCCACUGGGUGGAGACACAAGCGGCGGUUCCCUAGAAGCUGCUCCAAGUUAACAUCUGCUGAAGGUUGGGGCGGGAGAAGGAGGGCAGCAUGAGUGCCAAAGAACCGCUGCUGGGAACGCUAAAAGUAUGUAUCCUCAACCUUCAGGGGAGCAGCAGCCCUUACACAGACACCUCCCCACACUUACAGUCCUUUUGUGAGGUCCUGGAAAUGAUCCUUCGCAAAGGAAUAAAACAGCCCGUUCUGGGGUUCAAGAGAAAGGACUAUUGGCACUGGCUGGAACAGCUUCCGCAAGUAACCCAUCCCAGCAUGACCCUCCUGUCAAUGAUGAUUGAGAAAACUAAUUCCUGUGAGAAGGUGCUGACAGCACAAGGACGAGGGCGGUACUUCCUGCGCCUGGCUUUGAAUAGGAAGUUACUAGCUGUUGCUGUUAAGCAGUUGAUCAGAUCUUCCAGGCUGCUUGAGUGGUAUGAUCCAAUGACCUCCAUCCUAGGCAAUGAAGACUUAUCUGAGCCUUUCCUCUCUCUGAUGCUGGUGGUGACAGAAAUGAAUUUCUCCCUAGAUUUGCAGAAUUCCAGUUUCUUGGAUGAAAGCUGGCAACUUCCGGUGUGCCUGACCUACGAAACUGUCCCCUGCAGGGAGCUGGGAAUGGUGCUCAGAUAUUUGGAUGGACGGAUUUUCAUCGUUAAUGUGCUCCCCCAAAGCCAGGCAGCAGUGGAUGAGGUGGUGCUGGUUGGAGAUGUUAUUGAUGAGAUAAAUGGAUCUUCACUGAGGAACGCAUGCAAUGGACAGGCUGGGACAGUGCUACAGAAGUACAAGGGCAAGCCUCUGAGCUUCCGCCUGAUCCGCUGGAAGUGGCAUGAUGGAGGGAUGUACAAGCCGCUUCUCCCCUACCUGAAAAUCCUCCAGGAGAAAAUCCCCAGCUUCCAGCUCCAGCAUGAGCACACGCACAAGGAAAAGAAAGAGGACCGGUGCUUGCAGGGGGGCAGGCUGCUGUACAACCUGCGGUACUUAGGCCACGUCAAUGUAGGAAAGUAUGGAAGCAAAGAGGUGUUAGACCAAGGCAUACCUAUGGUUUUAGAGAAACGUUUGCCACGACAGGAGGUUUUAUUUGAUGUCAAAGAAACAGAAGUCGUUGUUCAAGAGAAAGCUGCUUCAAAGGUUCUGUUUCGUUACUCUUAUACAGACAUUUCCUGUGUGGGACGGCGUCUGGACAGCAACAAUCUCUUCGCCUUCUGCACUGUGGUUUCACCUGAGUCUUCGGAACAAAGCACCUUCGACUGUCUUGUAUUUGAAUCAAACACUGAAGAUGAAAGUGAGGAAAUAAUAAGAAGAAUUGCUGCUGGAUUUAAACACACAGAAUGGUUUGUCUGAUUGAGAUGCAUGAUGCUCUGCUUCUGGGUUUCUGCCAAUGACCUACUUUUGGAGCUGAACUGGCAUGCAAAAGGGCCUAGUUUCAGUCAGUGAUACGCUGCCAGGCUUGCGCUUGGAUUAAGGCGGCACUAUGAAAGGAUUAAAACUCUACACUGGAAAUAGUAUUUUGGCUACCUCCUACAACAGAAGACUGAGUUUUUACAAGUGUUUUCUUUUCACGUUUAUACGGACAUUUGCAGAAUUUGGAAUAAAAUCAAGCUGAAGCCA